ACAAACGUGGCAUUGCGUAUGUACAUAUAUCAAUUUAUAUUUAAAAAAAAAUAAUUGCAAUGCCUAGUUUUGAAGAUAUAUCGUGUAGGCUUUGCCUUAAAACUGUAACCGAUACAAGUUUUAAAGAAAUAGAUGAUGUUACUAGAGACGUUCUCUAUGCGCUUUUACUGCAAUUGAAAUGUAAUGGCGAGAGCAAACAGGUAUUGUGUAAUGCUUGCAACGAGAAACUAAAUACGGCAUUAAAAUUUAAGACAAUAUGUCUGAAUACUAAUAAUAAAAUUGUUCAAUAUGUGAAUUGCGAGGAAAUGGUACAGCUAGACUUGAAAGAAAUUUAUAUGCAGGAAAAGGUAGACGGGCAGUUAACGGAUAUUUCAUGUGAUCAAAAAGUGUGUAGAUUAUGUAUGCUGCUGAUAAAAAAUGAAUUUAGGUGCAUACAAACGGAGGAACUCGAUACUAUUCAGGAGUUUAUUCCAGAAAUGAAUGUUAACAUCAUCAAAGAUCCUAUUAUUUGCAAUUUAUGCUUUGAUUCCCUGUGCAUUCAUAAUAAAUUUAUAAAAGAUUGUCUAGACGUAGGAAAUGAAAAAACUACAUCACCACUUAAUUUUUUCAUCAAAACUGAAAACUUUGACGAAGAAUCCAAAAUGAACGAAUGUGAGGAAAUGGAAAUGUCAAUCAAAACAGAAAGCAUCGAGAUAAAAUCAGAAAAAAAUGAGGCAGGAAGUGACAGUUUUACUCUUAAAACAAAAGAAGAAACAGUUGAGAACAGCAAUCAUCAAUAUGAGAACAGAUCACAAAUGUACAAGUGUGAUAUAGAAACCAAACACAAAAGCAAUUCUACCGACUUAGACCAAUGGGAAAAACCAAUGAACGUUUCACCAGUCGAAAUGUACAGAUGUGAUAAAUGCGCCUACGAAUGCAAAAGUAAGAAAUGUUUCUGGAAGCAUCAGUUAAGACACGGAGAUCCCUCCAAGGUGCGAAGGUACUUAUGUAAUACGUGCGAUUAUAAGACUGUAUACAAGAAUCACUUCACAAAUCAUCAGUUGAAACACAAAAACACUUGGGAGGUGCAGAUGUACACUUGCGAUCUUUGUGACUUCAAAACAAAGUACAAGAACAGCUUACAGAGCCAUCAUUUGAAACACAAAUGUCUUGCGGAGGCACCGAUGUACAAAUGCGAUUUGUGCGAAUAUACGACUGACCAGAAAAGUGACUGCCUUCUUCUUAACUCAAAAAAGGAAACGCUUCAGAACGGCAAUAAUGAAUAUGAGAACAGAUCACAAAUGUACAAGUGUGAAAUAGAAAGCGAACACCAAAACAAUUCUAUGGACUUGGAAGACCAGUGGAAGAAACCAGUGAACGCAUCACACAUCGGAAUACACAAAUGUGAUAAUUGUAACUAUGAAAGUGAAAGUAAGACAUGUUUCGGGAGGCUUGUGUUGAAACACGGAGAUCUCUCCAAAGCGCAAGGGUACACAUGUAAUGCCUGUGAUUAUAAGACUGUAUCCAAAAGUCACUUUACAAAUCAUCAGUUGAAACACAAAAACACUUGGGAGGUGCAGAUGUACAGUUGUAACCUGUGCGAUUUCGAAACAAAGUAUAAGAACAACUUGCAAACGCAUCAUUUCAAACAUAGAAAUCUUCCGAAGAUGCCAAUGUACAAAUGUGAUUUGUGUGAGUACACGAGCGACAACAAGAGGUACCUUAAAAAACAUCAGUUGAAACACAAAAACAUAUCGGAAGUGCAGAUGUACAAUUGUAAUAUUUGUGAUUACAAAUCAAGAUACAAGAGCACCUUUGACAAUCACUGUUUGAAGCACAAAAGUCCCGCCCAGACACAAAUGUACACAUGUGACUUCUGCAAUUUUAAAACAAAAUACAAGUACAACUUGGAUCCUCAUCUAUUAAGACACAAACACCAUUCCGAGGUCACAAUGCAUGCAUGUGACAAGUGUGACUAUGAAACUAAAGAUAAAAGAUGCCUCCAAACUCACUUAUUACUGCACAAGGAUUCAGUGUACAAGUGUAGGUUGUGCGACUACGAAAGUAAACUUAAGGGCAACCUAAAAACUCAUGAGUUAAAACACAAGAAUUCUUCAGAAAUCCAAAUGCACAAAUGUGACAAGUGUGACUUUAGUACAAAAUAUAAGAGCUGCCUACAAAAUCAUUUCCUGAGCAGACAUAAAGAUGCUUCCGAAACACGAACGUACAAAUGUGACGUUUGUAGUUUUGAAACGAUGCACAAAUUCAGCUUAAGUAGCCAUCAGUUAGUGCACAAGGACCGUUCAGAAAUACACAUGUACAAGUGCAGCGACUGUGACUUCGAGGCUAAACACAAGAGCAGCCUCAGAACCCACGUGCUGACACAUAAAAGUCCGUCGCAAGUGCAUAUGUACUCGUGUGACACGUGCGACUAUAAAUCGAGAUACAAGAGCAAAGUCGAUAGCCACCAGUUGGUACACAAGAGCCCUUCAGAAGUACAAUGGUACAAGUGCGAUACGUGUGAUUACGAAACUAAACGCAAACAGAAUCUCAAACGUCACGUGUUGAAGCACAAAGAAGCUUCACGGGAGACAGAUGUACAAGUGUUACCGAUGUGAUUAUAAAUCCAAUCGAAAAAGUUGUGUAGUAUAUCAUUACUUGGUGCACAGAAACGCAUCAGAGGUGUAGAUGUACAAGUGUGACUUGUGUAAUUUUGAAACGAAUUGUAAAAACGGUUUGAAGUACCACCUGUCGACACAAAAACUAUUAAAAUAAAAACAUUGUUAUAAUAUACUUUCGUUGAUAGGUGAUCUUGCUGAGGCAGGGCCGCUAGGUUAGGGGUCAGGGGAGUAUUGAGCACUCCCCGAGAUCCCGCGUCUGUAUCCUUGCCAGGAAAAAUGACAGAC
Molecule: messenger RNA, 2885 nt
Organism: Anoplophora glabripennis (Asian longhorned beetle)
Lineage: Eukaryota; Metazoa; Arthropoda; Insecta; Coleoptera; Cerambycidae
Product: zinc finger protein 90-like
Exons: 5
Coding region: 60-2597 (845 amino acids)
Biological process (GO): regulation of transcription by RNA polymerase II
Cellular component (GO): nucleus
Molecular function (GO): RNA polymerase II transcription regulatory region sequence-specific DNA binding; DNA-binding transcription factor activity, RNA polymerase II-specific; zinc ion binding
Source: RefSeq, a predicted model, not a curated record